Molecule: messenger RNA, 1231 nt
Organism: Amphimedon queenslandica
Lineage: Eukaryota; Metazoa; Porifera; Demospongiae; Haplosclerida; Niphatidae
Product: dual adapter for phosphotyrosine and 3-phosphotyrosine and 3-phosphoinositide-like
Exons: 9
Coding region: 104-1021 (305 amino acids)
Source: RefSeq, a predicted model, not a curated record
AUUCAUUCUUAAGUAAAGCAAAGCAAGCAACGGAGAAGCUGGGCUAGGGAAGGGACAGUUUAGCUCAAAAGGAGGGUUUAGGCAGACUGGACCAGCAGUAACGAUGGCUGAAAUGUCAAACCAGCCGUUUGUGUCUUCUGCCAGUCCCAGAGCUACCAGCGUGUCUCGAUCGAGUGAGAGUUCAACUGCUUAUCUUAGCGACCCAAUGAUGAAAAUGAAGUGGUUUCAUCCAUUUCUAACAAGACACUCAGCUGAAUGCAUGCUGAUUGACAACGCUCCUGAAGGCUCUUACCUCCUCAGACCAUCAGCAACUGGUGGCAAGGAUCAGUAUACUCUAUCAGUCAAGUUCUCUCAAUCAGUUCAACACAUGAAGGUCAAGCGACUCCCGGACAACAGAUAUCAGUUUGGGAGGAGUUUCUUUGACAAUGUGAAUGCUCUGAAGAAGCACUUUGAGUUAGAGAGACCGAUCGUUGGUGGAGAGUCAGGGAUCACCGUUGUGUUAAGUUAUCCGUAUUCGCGUGAAGUUGAUGAGCAGCAUUUGUACACGGAAGUGCAUCAUCAUGCUGUAACUAGGAUGGUUAAUAAUGCUGUAGUUGAAGAGUCAGACAGUGACAGUUAUGAUUUACCCGAUACUGAUUCAUCUCCUGAACUGGAUAGUUUACACAGAAGAUUACAACAAAUAACACCGGUGGCAUCCAGAGAAGGUUACUUAACAAAGUUAGGAAAAAUUAAAAAGAAUUGGAAAGUUAGAUGGUUUGUCCUACGUAACACGACUCUAAGUUACUACAAAACAAAGCAAUCACCCAAGCCAAUCAGAAGUAUUAACGUUCUCAGAGGAAUUUCUGCUGACUAUGAUCCUUCUUUUGGUAAAGAUUUCGGAUUUAGACUUGUUUUGCCAGAACGCACUUUCUUUUUCUUUGCUAAUAAUGAAGAGGAUUGCUCCCAAUGGGUUGACUUAUUGAAAGCAACCAUACAGAAUCGAGACAGACCAGAAGUAUCAGAUGACAGUACUCGAUGUUAACCACUUCUACAGCUCCAAUAAUUACAUGUAUUGUUGUCAUUAAAUUGUUUUAUGAAAUUAUUAUUACUAUUAUCUGUGAAUUAAUUUAUUUGUCGGCGAAAAACCAUGAUAUAAUAAUUAAUCAUUAAUAAAAGAAGCCUAUUGUGAUAAUAAUUAUUAUUAUUGUUAUUAUUAUUAUAUUGAAAAUGAAACAGUUCAAAUACGCAGGAA